AUGUCUAAAGGCUCGCAGGCCAGCACCAGCAGCUGUUCCACAGACUCCUCAACCCCACCUGCCCCUAACAACUCUCCACCCUCGCCCGCCCCCUUCCUGCCCACACUGGGUUCCCUCACGCCACCCCGAGGGGGCCCCGGCGGCGGCUGGCGCUGGGAGGAGCGGCGUCCGGUCUCUAACUUCAAUCGCGGCAACUGCUGCGGAAGCCGGUCUCCGCCCCGCCGCACCUGUUCUCCCGACUCCAAGGACCGAGUCCCGCACAUCCAUUCUGACCUUGAGGACAUCCUGGAAAUCUCACACUCCACCCCGGGGGUCAGCAGUACUCCCACCCCCUCCCCGCAGGGACUGAAGCCCACUCGGGGCUCGCCCGGAGGGACCACCUCAAAAUACCCACCCCGCGGCCGAGUAAGGAAGCGCUCCCCUCGCCCUCCCGAGGUCUCCGAGCAUCCUUAG
This is a messenger RNA of Rangifer tarandus platyrhynchus (Svalbard reindeer), 453 nucleotides long. The record is from the annotation of a GenBank genome assembly. NCBI's taxonomy places the organism in Eukaryota, Metazoa, Chordata, Mammalia, Artiodactyla, Cervidae.